AGUUCUCACCGCCGUUUCAUUGGAAGAGAAAGUCCAGGAGAGUUUGGAACAGAUUUCAUCCUCAACUCUCAUCGUCAGCUCCGCAGGAAAAACCCUUCUCAACCCUCCCGACCAUGACCACCUUCACCAAAGGUCCUGCCUACGGGCUGUCUGCGGAAGUCAAAAACAAGAUCGCACAGAAGUAUGACCUUCAGAAAGAAGAGGAACUGAGGAACUGGAUCGAGGAGGUCAGCGGCGAAACCAUCGGCCCUGACUUCCAGAAAGGCCUGAAGGACGGAGUCAUUCUGUGCAAACUUAUCAACAAACUCCAACCAGGCUCAGUGAAAAAGAUCAACUACUCAGCGCUGAACUGGCCUCAGAUGGAAAAUCUGACGAACUUCGUCAAAGCCAUCACUGUGUACCAGCUGAAGCCUCAUGACCUCUUCGAGGCCAACGACCUGUUUGAGUGCGGCAACAUGACGCAGGUGCAGACAACGCUGCUCGCAUUGGCCGGCAUGGCCAAGACCAAGGGCUGCAGUUCACGGACGGACAUCGGGGUGAAGUACGCAGACAAGCAGGAGAGGAUGUUUGAUGAGGCGAAGAUGAAGGCUGGACAGUGCGUCAUUGGCCUGCAGAUGGGGACCAACAAGUGUGCCAGUCAGGCAGGUAUGAAUGCAUAUGGCACCCGGAGGCACUUGUACGACCCAAAAGUUCAAAUCCAGCCGCCCAUGGACAACACAACCAUCAGUCUGCAAAUGGGCACCAACAAGGGAGCUAGCCAGGCCGGGAUGACAGCUCCGGGAACGAGGCGUGCCAUUUACGACCACAAGAUGGGCACAGACAAGUGUGACAACAGCACCAUGUCCCUACAGAUGGGCUACAGCCAGGGAGCCAACCAGAGCGGACAGAACUUCGGACUGGGCAGACAGAUCUGUGACGUAAAGUACUGUCCUAAACCCGGAGAGGUCCCCAGUGAUCAAAACGGGGCCGCGGUCGCCCAGCCCUUCGUCCCAGAAUUCCAAGACGAGGGUUACCAAGGUUACCAGGAAGAGGAGCAGGUGUACCAAGAGGAAGGGACUGACUACUAGGAGGAAGGAGAGAGCUGAGGAAGGGAAAGUGCGAUUGUAUAAAGGAGGCGAGUUGUGCAACAGGACCUCGAGGAAGGUGGUUCAUUUUUUAUAUCAAAAGGAUGCUGCACCUCUUUUGGGUCAUAUCCUUGGAGUAUUGAAUGAAAUGGUCUUCUUAGCAUUUUGGAAGACCAGUGUCACACAUAUCAUGAUGAACUGUAUUUCUGUGGGGUUUGUUUUUAAAAUGUUUUAUUUUAUUUAAAGUGACCACAGAAGCCAAUCUUCUUGGCCGAGCUAGUUUUCUAUCCCAGGGAUUUUUUUACGUGCCAGAGCCCCCACCUGCCCUUUGUUAGUUACAUUAAGGGAAAUCUCGAGGGGGGUUUUGUUAAGGGCAAUAUGAAACUAAAAGUGAAAUAUUAUUGAUAUUUCUUUUUCUUCUUAAAACUGUUAUUCGAUCAAAACCACCAUGUAUGUGCUAAUUUUUAAGAACUGUUACAUCUGUAAACAUCAGCUCAUAAGUGUGAAAAUGAAAAUGCCCAUUAAUAUGAGCUACUUCUUCAUCCCUUCAGUAUUGAUCAUUGACAGUAGUAAACAGUUAUGGUUGUCCAAACGGACAAGGGACCAAAAUACAAACAAACCAGUUUUAUCAUCUUAUAAUGUGUCUCCUUCUCUCACUGAUUUCAAUGUUUAUUUUAUUUUUUUUGUUUAAUGGAGGAAAUAUUUCCUCUGUUUGCAUAACCAGUUGGACUGGAGCUGAGCUUGUUUCUUUUGGAUGGAGUCGAUGCAGUGGGGGCGUAGAUCAAAUAAUACUCCAGUGAAGUUUUGAACAUUCCAAGCAAGAAUGUUGAAAAUCAUUCUUGAAUAUUGGUUGAUAUGCAAACCAAUCAUGUUUUAUAUUUGAUCAUUAAGAUUGUUAUUUGUGAUUUAAAUGGGGGGGAUUAAUUUUGGGGAUCGAACUUGACUCCGAAUAGCAUUUUGGAUUGGACUUUGCUUUUUCCUCUGGUAUAAAUGUUAUGCCUGUGGAAAAACACCAUGUUUGAAUUGAGAACAAUUUUGAAUAUGUGAAUACAGUGUAAUAAAAUGUGUGUAUUCAUUA
Messenger RNA from Platichthys flesus (European flounder), 2142 nucleotides. RefSeq names its product calponin 2 (gene cnn2). Gene Ontology annotation, molecular function: actin binding. Gene Ontology annotation, biological process: actomyosin structure organization. The transcript is spliced from 7 exons. The record is from RefSeq and is a predicted model, not a curated record. Lineage: Eukaryota; Metazoa; Chordata; Actinopteri; Pleuronectiformes; Pleuronectidae. The coding region runs from base 114 to 1067 and encodes 317 amino acids.